AACUGUGUACAAAGCGCAAUUCCCAGUAGCAUGCAAAAUUAUGUUGAUAUACCCACCUACAUAUAGGUACACCAGAGGCAAGCCGCGAAACCUUCUCGAAGGUCGGUACGGCAUUGCUUUGUUUACAUCGGUACCAUGCGCACCUCAGUCUAUUUUUGAAACGAGAGUACGUUGAGAUUUUCAAAACAUAUGGGGAAAUCUGACAAAAAAAUUAAAUCAGAUCGGAUAAAUUCACUGAGAAAACAAUAUGAUGCCUUCUUGGAAGAGGACAAGAAAAGAAAAGAAAGAAAUGAAUACAUUUUGGAGAAGUUGGAUAAAAUGCGCUAUUGCAAUGCUGUGGUGCCCGUUCGUCAAAAGCCCACUGCAUUCUCGGAAACUCGCACAGUUUCUUUCUAUAAUCCACCAAAGCAAGCUGUAGAAAGUCUCCCAAGCGACCCUUACAACGACAAGCGCCUCCUUCAGCGGCCUCUAGAGGUGCCAAAACAACACAUUGACGAAACGAUCCUGCAAGAAAUUAGUAAGAAAUACAUUCUUAUCCCUAAAGUAAGACCAGCUCAUGAUGACUUCGCUACAGAUACACCGUCUAAAAUAGAAGAUAACACGGACUGGAAAAGCAAAUAUCAGAUUUUGGAACAGAUAAAGAAAGAGGAAAAAGAACAAGACAGUCCUACGCAUCAAGAAAUAUUGCAAACUGCAAAUAACACUUAUGAAGAAACGAUAACUAAAGAUAAAGAACAUCCAGUCACCGAAUACAUUAAUAAAAUUCCAGACAAUAUCAUUUCUGAAAAUAAAUUCUCUUAUAAUUUACAAACUUAUCCCAAGGAUAACGUAACAGACAAACAAAGAUACUAUGAUAAUAACAUCGAAACACUGGAAGUUUCCAAUGACAACUUAGAUAAUCCCAAAAAUAACAUCGAGACAACCAAUCCUCAUGAUACAGUAAAUGACAAUUUUGUGAAUUACGAAAAUAACUAUGAAGAUAAUGUUUACGAAAAAAUGUCUACAAACAAUAUUACAGAUAUUUCAGAUAAAAAUAUGAAUAACUAUGAAUACACUCAAAAGUUGGAUGAAAGUAGAAUUAAUAGCACAGAAGAAGAUGUUGUUAUGAAAAUGAGCGGCGAAAAUUCUGCGAAAAUAUAUCCAGAAGCUGACUCAGAUCAAACUAAUAUUCCAUCUAUUCCGUCCGUGCCACCUGAUGCUGACUCUAAUGAGCAACCUACAAAAGAUAAUGAAAACCAUCAACAAGUCUAUGCCAAUCAAGAAAUUUAUUUAGACAGAGAAGAGGUAGCCCCAGUGCAGGAUAUGAAUGCUAGCGAUUUCGUUGACGAAAUAAAUAAUGUCGUCCCUGAAAGCGACCCCAAUAUGGCCGCAGAUACUGAAUAUCCAAUUGAAACAAUUAAUGUCCAAGAUUUUACACCUCAUGAUGAUGUGCAACUGCAAGACGGUAUUAAUAUUAAUCCCCAGCCACAAGUAUUGGUUGGCCAAGAUGACCUGACUUAUCAUUAUGAUCCUGUAGUAGAAACUGAAAACGCUAUUGACGGCACAAAAACGUUCGGUACCGAACAGAAUCAAGAUUUUUACAAUGAACAUGGUGACCAAAAUUAUGAUUAUACUGAGGAGGGCGUUGCGGAUAAUUAUAAUACAGAACAGAUAGCACCGAAUGAAAACUAUGAACAAAAUGAAUAUGCGUAUUAUGAAGGAGCUCAAACAGAACAACCUUAUCCGGAAGCAAAUGAUAACGAAGAAACUUCACAACGUUACGACCAAAACUACGAGCAGCAGUAUGGUGUGGCUUAUGACCAAGAAGCUUAUCAGCAGCAGGGGUACGCGCAAGGGCUCGAACAAACGGAAUAUGCCGAACAAAUGCAACACUAUGAAGGUCAAGAUCAAACACAACAAGAUUUCGAGAAAGUCCAUUAUGAAAAUCAAGACAAUCUUACGCCACAAUACGUCGAGCAACAAUUAGAUAAUGAGCAAGGAUUCACCGAGAAACAAGACGAAAAUAUUGAAAUUACUAACGUAGAAAAAUCUGGAGACUUUCAGCAAGUUGGCGAUCAACAAGUAACACAGUAAAUUUAAUAUUAUUUAUUGCCUGUGCUAUGUAUAUCGUAGUUUAUUGCAUUUGCCUCGAUAGCCUAAUGUUAUUAACUUUCUAAACAAUAACGUUUAUGACUACAUAUAAUUUUUCGGUAGUUUGAUGUUGGAAAGGUUUAUGAAUAAAAACUUUAAAUGAUGUUGUCA
Messenger RNA from Ostrinia nubilalis (European corn borer), 2241 nucleotides. RefSeq names its product probable WRKY transcription factor protein 1. Lineage: Eukaryota; Metazoa; Arthropoda; Insecta; Lepidoptera; Crambidae. The record is from RefSeq and is a predicted model, not a curated record. The transcript is spliced from 3 exons. Bases 190 to 2073 code for a protein of 627 amino acids.